Messenger RNA from Tachysurus fulvidraco (yellow catfish), 1467 nucleotides. RefSeq names its product developing brain homeobox 1a (gene dbx1a). Gene Ontology annotation, biological process: cell differentiation in spinal cord; regulation of transcription by RNA polymerase II. NCBI's taxonomy places the organism in Eukaryota, Metazoa, Chordata, Actinopteri, Siluriformes, Bagridae. The record is from RefSeq and is a predicted model, not a curated record. The transcript is spliced from 4 exons. Bases 73 to 1002 code for a protein of 309 amino acids. Gene Ontology annotation, molecular function: DNA-binding transcription factor activity, RNA polymerase II-specific; DNA binding.
CUGAUUAGCGCAUCCCUGGAGGACUGUCUUCUCUCACUCACGCAUCUUGUCCUCUGCCGUGUCAUUUCCAUCAUGAUGACGAUGAUGCCCGGUCUCGUGGCCAUGUACCCGAGCUUGGUGCAUCAUCCCGCGGGCGCGUUUCAUUCCCCUACGCCGCCAACUUUCCAUGCGCACUCGGGGUUUCGGGCUCGCUCCGGCUUUCUGGUGGAGGAUUUGUUGCGCAUCAGCUCUUCUUCUUCUCCUUCUUCUUCUUCUUCAUCCCCUCUUUCCUCCACGAUCACUCCAUCCGAGCCUCCCGUAGAAGGAUUUUCUUCGCCAAAGACUCCGGGCAAAGACCAGACCCACCUUAAAUUCGGUGUUAAUGCCAUCCUGGCACACACCCCCAAUAAACACUCAGUGGCUCGUCCUGUUCCUGAAGUUCACUCUAAAGCUCUUACAGUUCCUUAUUUCGAUGGAUCUUUCUAUCCUUUCCUUCGCUCGUCCUACUUCCCUGGCUCCUCCUCGGUGGUCCCGGUUCCUGGGACGUUCUCAUGGCCACUGGCCUCCAGGGGAAAGCCGAGGAGAGGGAUGCUGCGCAGGGCCGUGUUUUCUGACGUGCAGCGUAAAGCACUGGAGAAAAUGUUCCAAAAGCAGAAGUACAUCAGCAAACCGGAUCGGAAAAAACUGGCCACCAAACUGGCCCUUAAAGAUUCUCAGGUAAAGAUCUGGUUUCAGAAUCGGCGGAUGAAGUGGAGGAACUCCAAGGAGCGUGAGCUUCUGUCGUCUGGAGGCUGCAGGGAGCAGACACUGCCCACGCGGACCAACCCUCAUCCAGACCUGAGUGACGUGAGGGAUAAAUCGUUAGGCCACGAGGAGGGGGACGAGGAGGACGGAGUGAGGAGCGAACACACGACAAACUCGUACCAUUCGCCCAAGUCUGAGUGCUCACAUUUUACCAUGUCGUCGCCUUCAUGCAAACACUCAGACUCUUCUGACUCUGAGGAUGAGAUCAUGGUUUCAUAAGUGUGUGUGUGUGUGUGUGUGUGUGUGUGUGUGUGUGUGUGUGUGUGUGUGUGUGUGUGUGUGUGUGUGUGUGUGUGUGUGCGUGAUCUUAGUAAUCAGCACACGCGUGGCUCUUGCUGUGUUGCACAGCGAUUUUGGAACUGUACAGUAUUUUGUACAAAUAUUUUUGUAUGGAUAUUUUAUACCAAGAAUGUUGAUUUACUUACAUUUAUAUUUCACAUAGAUAUUUUUAUUAAAGCCUGUAGACUUGUGUAUAAUUUAUACAAACGCACGUAUGUCUCGGUGUACGCAUAUUUGUUUAUGUUUUUGUUAAAAUAAAAAAAUAAAAAACUCAACAAAUUGUAACGUUCAGCUGAGAAUGAAUUGUGAGUACUGUUAAAUUAUUAAAUGAAAUAGAUCCGAAUGACUGAAUAAACCACUUCUCCUGGAGAAACAUGAGUGUGUAUGUACCCGUGUCUGUGGGGU